This is a messenger RNA of Medicago truncatula (barrel medic), 3715 nucleotides long. Its product is annotated as DNA polymerase delta catalytic subunit. The record is from RefSeq and is a predicted model, not a curated record. Gene Ontology annotation, cellular component: delta DNA polymerase complex. The transcript is spliced from 31 exons. Gene Ontology annotation, molecular function: DNA-directed DNA polymerase activity; DNA binding; nucleotide binding. NCBI's taxonomy places the organism in Eukaryota, Viridiplantae, Streptophyta, Magnoliopsida, Fabales, Fabaceae. The coding region runs from base 137 to 3397 and encodes 1086 amino acids. Gene Ontology annotation, biological process: base-excision repair, gap-filling; DNA replication proofreading; DNA-templated DNA replication.
CACGUGACCCGCAAGCGGGAAAAUCUGAGCACUUAUAAACACCGACAAGAAGUGGCGGGAAUUUUAUUACCCCUACACUCAAACCCUCACUCUCACACCGCUCCAUCUCACUCUCUUCUCCGAUCCCAACUCUCCAAUGAACAAAUCCAACUCACGCAAGCGUCCGGCGGCGCCUCCGUCACAACCACCACCGUCAAAGCAUGCAGCGUCCCAGGAAGAAGAGUUCAUGGACGAAGACGUCUUCCUCGACGAAAACCUAAUUUCCGAAGACGAAGAAUCCGCAAUUCUCCGUGACAUAGAACAACGCCAAGCCCUAGCUUCUCGUCUUGCUAAGUGGAAUCGUCCUCCUCUCUCUCAGGAGUAUCUCUCUCAAUCUUGUAGCGUUCUUUUUCAGCAGUUGGAGAUUGAUUAUGUGAUUGGAGAGAGUCGCAAAGAGUUUACACCAAAAAUAUCUGGACCUGCUGCUAUAAUUCGAAUAUUCGGGGUAACGAAGGAAGGACACAGUGUUUGCGGCAAGGUUCACGGGUUUCAACCAUAUUUCUACAUCAACUGCCCACCUGGAAUGAGACUAGAAGAUCUCUCCAGUUUUCAGAAAGUACUCGAGGCAAGGAUGAGAGAAGCCAAUAGAAACAGCAACGUACAAGGAAACUACGUUCGUGAUGUUGUCUUUGUGCAGAAAAAGAGCAUUAUGUACUAUCAGCAAACAGAUUUACAUCCCUUUAUCAAAAUUACGGUUGCACUCCCAACAAUGGUUGCUAGCUGCCGUGGUAUUCUUGAUAGAGGUAUUCAGAUUGAUGGUCUUGGCAUGAAAAGUUUCAUGACUUAUGAAAGCAAUGUACUUUUUGCUCUUCGUUUCAUGAUUGAUUGCAACAUAGUUGGUGGAAAUUGGAUUGAAAUUCCUGCUGGCAAAUAUAAAAAGACAACGAAAAGCUUGUCUUACUGCCAGUUAGAGUUUGAUUGCUUGUAUUCCGAUUUGAUUAGUCAUGCUCCAGAAGGGGAAUAUUCAAGGAUGGCUCCGUUUCGCAUUUUGAGUUUUGACAUUGAAUGUGCCGGUCGCAAAGGUCACUUCCCUGAACCUACCCAUGAUCCCGUGAUUCAGAUUGCUAAUCUGGUAACUCUACAAGGAGAGGACCAGCCAUUAAUUCGUAACGUGAUGACCCUUAACUCAUGUUCCCCUAUUGUUGGUGUUGAUGUGAUGUCAUUUGAUACAGAAGGAGAAGUCCUGCUAGCUUGGAGGGAUUUCAUCCGUGAAGUGGACCCUGAUAUUAUUAUUGGAUAUAACAUUUGCAAAUUCGACUUGCCGUAUCUUAUUGAGAGAGCUGCGACCCUAAAGAUAGCAGAAUUUCCAAUUCUGGGCCGUAUCAGGAACAGUAGAGUUCGUGUAAAAGAUACAACUUUUUCAUCAAGGCAGUAUGGGAUCAGGGAAAGCAAAGAAGUUACCGUAGAAGGGCGAGUCCAAUUUGAUCUGCUCCAGGUUAUGCAAAGAGACUACAAGUUAAGUUCGUAUUCAUUGAAUUCUGUGUCGGCACAUUUCCUUUCCGAGCAGAAGGAGGAUGUUCAUCAUUCAAUUAUAUCUGAUCUUCAGAAUGGAAAUGCAGAAACUAGAAGGCGCCUUGCUGUGUAUUGCUUGAAGGAUGCAUACCUCCCCCAACGACUUUUGGAUAAGUUGAUGUUCGUUUACAAUUAUGUGGAAAUGGCUCGUGUAACAGGUGUCCCAAUUUCCUUUCUACUUUCCAGGGGCCAGAGCAUCAAGGUGCUUUCUCAACUUCUUAGGAAGGCAAAACAAAAGAAUCUGGUCAUUCCUAAUGCCAAGCAGGCAGGCUCAGAACAAGGAACAUUUGAAGGUGCCACUGUAUUAGAGGCAAGGGCUGGAUUUUAUGAAAAGCCAAUUGCUACUUUGGAUUUUGCUUCCUUGUAUCCGUCUAUUAUGAUGGCAUAUAAUUUAUGUUAUUGCACACUGGUGACCCCUGAAAAUGCUCGCAUGCUCAACAUCCCCCUGGAGUCAAUGAACAAAACGCCAUCUGGUGAAACAUUUGUUAAAUCAAAUUUACAGAAAGGCAUACUUCCUGAAAUACUUGAAGAGCUAUUAGCAGCCCGUAAAAGGGCAAAAGCAGACUUAAAGGAGGCAAAGGAUCCCCUUGAGAAGGCUGUUCUAGAUGGCAGGCAGUUGGCUCUGAAGAUUAGUGCAAAUUCUGUAUAUGGGUUUACAGGGGCUUCUAUUGGUCAGUUACCUUGCCUAGAGAUAUCAUCAAGUGUAACGAGCUAUGGUCGACAAAUGAUUGAGCACACUAAAAAGCUUGUGGAAGAAAAGUUUACAAGACUUAAUGGAUAUGACAACAAUGCUGAGGUAAUAUACGGAGACACAGAUUCAGUCAUGGUACAAUUUGGUGUUUCUACUGUAAAAGAUGCUAUGGAUUUGGGGAAAGAAGCUGCUGAACAUAUUAGCGGAACUUUCACAAAACCUAUCAAACUAGAAUUUGAGAAGGUUUACUGUCCAUAUCUCCUGAUUAGCAAGAAGAGAUAUGCUGGUUUGUUUUGGACAAAAGAGGAUAGUCAUGACAAAAUGGACACUAAAGGUAUUGAAACAGUUCGAAGAGACAAUUGCUUGUUGGUUAAAAACUUGGUAAAUGACUGCCUUCACAAAAUACUGAUUGAGAAGAACAUUCCUGCGGCAGUUCAGCAUGUCAAGAAUGCAAUUUCAGAUCUUCUCAUGAACCGUAUGGAUUUAUCACUUCUGGUUAUUACGAAGGGUUUGACAAAGACAGGAGAUGACUAUGAAGUAAAGACAGCUCAUGUUGAACUCGCUGAAAGGAUGCGCAAGCGAGAUGCUGCUACUGCUCCAAAUGUUGGAGACAGAGUACCUUAUGUUAUUAUUAAAGCUGCCAAAGGUGCCAAGGCCUAUGAGAGAUCAGAGGAUCCUAUCUAUGUGCUAGAGAACAACAUACCCAUAGAUCCUCAGUACUAUCUUGAGAAUCAAAUUAGCAAGCCAAUUCUAAGAAUUUUUGAGCCAAUUCUAAAGAAUGCUAGCAAGGAACUUCUCCAUGGAAGCCACACAAGAUCUAUUUCUAUUUCUACUCCGUCAAACAGCGGUAUAAUGAAAUUUGCCAAGAAGCAGUAUACUUGCAUUGGUUGCAAAGCUUUACUUAGUACUGGAAUUAGCACUCUCUGCAUACAUUGCAAAGGAAGGGAAGCUGAACUGUACUGUAAAACUGUUGCUCAAGUGUCGGAUCUAGAGGUACUUUUUGGGAGGUUGUGGACACAGUGUCAGGAGUGCCAAGGUUCACUUCAUCAGGAUGUUCUCUGCACAAGUCGAGAUUGUCCAAUUUUUUAUCGACGCAAAAAGGCACAGAAAGAUAUGGCUGAAGCAAGGUUGCAAUUGGAUAGAUGGAGCUUUUGAGGCUUUUCUAGGCAUCUUUAAAUUCCACAAGUUAUGCAGACGGAGUCCUACGACCUGCUCAUGUGACCGUAUUCGUCUCUCCUUCAUGUAUCAAAUGGCUGAUUUUUUUUGGCACGGUAGAUGUAAGAGAAGCCACUGAAGAAGAGGAGUGGUAUUGUAGAUUUAAGAUUUUGUUUUUGGAGUAGAUUUAGGAUUUUAGUAAUUAGGACACUAGAAAGACUGUUCUGUAGUUUCGAAAUUUGUUUGCAAUAAAUUUGUAAUCUAAAUAGUUAAAUAUGUUAACUAUAGAUUUCUUUUAAAAAAAAAUUGUUAACUAUA